AUGGAGUUUAUCAAAUACUGCGAUCGCCAUAGGAUUCUCCUUAUGAUCCUUCCUCCCUAUUCGACUCACACGCUCCAGCCGCUCGAUGGCUUAAAGGAGGCUCUUCAACACAAAAAGAAGCACAGGAAGAAGGGCAAAGCUCUUGACCUUCAACAGCGCCAGGAAGAAGCAGUACGGGAGCGAGAUCAGACGGAGGAGAAACUCCAAAAAGCAUGGGCCAAGAAGCAGCGUAAGGAGGCUCAACUGCAGCGUCAAGUUGAGCUCGAGGAGAAGCGUGUAGAGAGGCAGAGGCUCAAAGAGAUGAGGGAGGUUAAGCGAGCUGAGAAAGCAGCUGAACGCGCGCGCAAAGUUGAAGCUCAACACUAG
Molecule: messenger RNA, 366 nt
Organism: Pyrenophora tritici-repentis Pt-1C-BFP
Lineage: Eukaryota; Fungi; Ascomycota; Dothideomycetes; Pleosporales; Pleosporaceae
Source: RefSeq, a predicted model, not a curated record